CAAAAAUGUUCCUGUCAGAAAACCAUUAGGAUUUUGAACUGAGUGCAUAACUACUAAUUCACAGAACAAGUAUCUACUAGAAGACUGCAGGAAGACACUGAGCGUUUCAAUCGAAAUUUGAUAUAACUUGUUGCAACUUCUUGUUGUAUUGAAGACUCUUAUGGCGUCGGAGAUGAACCUCGUAGGACCUUCCCAUCUACCUUCAUCUGAGGGAUUUUCUCUUUCUGAAGGUCCUCAUUUAUUUGGUGUGCUUCCAGAACCAAUGACUUCUCCAAUGCAAGAUUCGGACGUGUCAACUUACUCACAGUACAACACCGUACCGUACAACUUUUCCACAGUGCAGCCUCCAAUCUCUUCACCGCCUUAUUACUCCAACCUCAGCUUCUAUCCCCAACAGCCUGAAGAAUGGUACCCACCUGUAAUGUAUGAGCUCAGAAAAAUGCCUUCUGAUAAUUUUUUCACAAAGGAGCCAGACCUAGGGGGCAUGGCUGUAACCAAGAAGUCUCGGUUGGGCUAUUCCUCUGGAAGAAUGAAAGGCGAGGAGCUGUGUGUUGUCUGUGGUGACAAAGCCUCUGGGUAUCAUUAUAACGCCCUUACUUGUGAAGGCUGCAAAGGUUUCUUCAGAAGAAGUAUCACCAAAAAUGCUGUAUAUAAGUGCAAAAAUGGAGGGAACUGCGAAAUGGACAUGUAUAUGAGGAGAAAGUGUCAGAAGUGCCGUCUACAAAAGUGCAAAGAAGUAGGAAUGCUGGCUGAAUGUUUGUUAACAGAAAUACAAUGUAAGUCAAAACGACUAAGAAAAAAUACAACACAGCCAAUAGAUCAGACAACUGGUGAAGAUACUGAGGGACCUGACUUGAAGCAAGUGUCAUCUACAACCAAAUUCUACAAGGAGAAAGUAGAACUAACCCCAGAACAGCAGAAUCUUCUUCACUAUAUCAUGGAUUCAUAUAAUAAGCAACGAUUUCCUCCUGAGGUUUCUAAAAAGCUUGUACAAGAGGCAUUUAGUGCUGAAGAGAAUUUUCUCAUCUUAACAGAAAUGGCCACCAGUCAUGUACAGGUCCUGGUGGAAUUCACCAAAAGACUACCAGGUUUUCAAACCCUUGACCAUGAGGACCAGAUCGCUUUGCUAAAGGGUUCAGCCGUGGAAGCCAUGUUCCUUCGGUCAGCUGAGAUCUUCAACAAGAAACUUCCUGUAGGGCAUGCUGACCUCCUAGAAGAAAGAAUUCGCAACAGUGGUAUCUCAGAUGAAUAUAUAACACCUAUGUUCCAUUUCUAUAAAAGUAUUGCGGAACUGAAGAUGACCCAAGAAGAAUAUGCUCUCCUCACAGCAAUAGUUAUCUUAUCCCCAGACCGGCCAUAUAUACAGGACAGAGACUCUGUGGAAAGGCUUCAAGAGCCUCUGCUUGGCGUUCUGCAAAAAAUCUGCAAGCUUUAUCACACAGAUACUCCUCAACAUUUUGCAUGCCUCCUGGGCCGUCUUACAGAACUGCGGACUUUUAAUCACCACCACGCGGAAAUGCUGAUGUCUUGGAGAGUCAAUGACCACAAGUUUACACCACUUCUUUGUGAAAUAUGGGAUGUACAGUGAUAACAAUGGGGUUGAUGGUAAUCCUAUCAUUUAAUUUGGAACCAAUGGAACUUAUUCCUCAUAAAUAUAGUCAGGAUCAGAUUCUUUGUUUUGUAAUUUAUUUUAAAGCACCAAGAAGCAUUCAUAGUAAAGUUUCCUUAUGGGGGCUUAUAUUGUUUACUAUUUACCAAAUGUUACGUAAAAGACUUUUUAUAUGGGAAGCUAGAGUAAAUUAUCCUGGCACAUAAGCCUCUUGGAACAAAACCAAACUGACUCCUUCAGAAGUAGAUAUCUUAUUCUUGAAAUUGAACUAAUCAUAUCUCCAUUCCUUCCUCUUAAAAUCAUGAGAUUUCCAUGUUUGU
Messenger RNA from Elgaria multicarinata webbii, 1929 nucleotides. RefSeq names its product nuclear receptor subfamily 1 group H member 4 (gene NR1H4). The record is from RefSeq and is a predicted model, not a curated record. The coding region runs from base 161 to 1588 and encodes 475 amino acids. NCBI's taxonomy places the organism in Eukaryota, Metazoa, Chordata, Lepidosauria, Squamata, Anguidae. Gene Ontology annotation, molecular function: nuclear receptor activity; bile acid binding; RNA polymerase II cis-regulatory region sequence-specific DNA binding. Gene Ontology annotation, biological process: bile acid signaling pathway; cell differentiation; positive regulation of transcription by RNA polymerase II. The transcript is spliced from 10 exons.